GCCGCCGCCCCCUGCGGGACUAGCCGCGGCCGAGCGGCUCCGGGUGUCUCAGCUGCCCUGCCCGUUGGGGGAGAGCGUCGGUUCUGAAAGCGGGAGGCAAGCCUCGCCGUUAUGAACCUGCACCAGGUGCUGACGGGGGCUGUCAACCCCGGGGACAACUGCUUCUCCGUGGGGAAUGUCGGCGGGCAUCCCUUCACGGCAUACGCAUCAGGAUGUGAUAUUGUGAUAUUGGGGACUGAUUUUGAAAGAUUACAAAUAAUUCCUGGAGCAAAACAUGGAAAUAUACAAGUGGGAUGUGUAGAUUGCUCUAUGCAACAAGGGAAGAUUGCAGCUUCUUAUGGGAAUGUGAUUUGUAUAUUUGAGCCAGUUCAACACCUAAAACAGAAGAGUAGUCAUCAUACUGGAUUACAUUAUCAGUGGCAGAAGUCAGACCAAAUUUUACUGGAAGAUGCGGUUCAUAACUUAACAUGGGAUCCGACAGGCUCCCGUCUAUUGACGGCUUGCAGUUGUUUGCAGCUUUGGUCCAAUGUCAAUUAUGAAAACCCAUCAGAAGAUGAAAAUCCUGAAAAAACAGAAGCUCGGAAUUGGAGAAUCAUUUGGCAGUGCAAAACUGCUUCUGAAAUUCAGCUAAUGAAGUUUUCACCAGAUGGGGAAUUUUUUGCUACUGCAGGAAAGGAUGAUUGUCUUGUAAAGGUGUGGUAUAACACUGAUAGCUGGAAAUCAGCAGUCACACCUCCAGUUACAGCACCAGAAGCAAUCACACAGGAAGUAGGCUUCUCAUUUAUUUACUUGGUUCAUCCUCGGUCUGUUAAUGGGUUCUCCUGGCGAAAGACAAGUAACUACAUGCCACGUGGUGCCGUAUGUAAUGUGCUGUUGACGUGCUGCAAAGAUAAUAUAUGCCGUCUCUGGGCAGAGACUUUGUUGCCAAAUGACAGUCUGUUAUAUGGAGGUGGAUACAACCAUUUGCCUGAACCUGUGAAGUCAACUAAUAAUUUUAAGAGGAAUGCUUCUAGUAAAGAGAGCAUGAAAAAUGCUUUAGAGUUAAAUCUAAAGCCCUUUCGACGAGGAAGGAGGAGAUCAAUAGCACUUGCACAUACUGGAUACUUGCCACAUCAGCAAGACGCUCACGAAGUUCAUCGAAACACUCCACUGCAAUCAAAUGCACUUUGCCACUUCCACAUUGCUGCCAGCAUCAACCCAGCUACAGACAUUCCUUUGCUCCCUUCCAUCAUGUCUCUGAGUCUUAAUGAAAAUGAAGAAAAGAGUGGGCCUUUUGUUGUACACUGGCUGAAUAAUAAAGAAUUGCAUUUUACCCUAUCAAUGGAAGUCUUUCUACAGCAACUAAAAAAGAGUUUUGAGCAUAUUUCUUCAGAGGUCAGCACUGAAGAGUCUAAUCAGACAGAGAUAAAAUCUGAUGAAGAAACCGAUGGCAAUAGAGAAGAUCAAAAAGGAAAUCAAGAACUUGUUGGUGAAAAACCAGCUACAAAUUCAAGCUAUAUCCCCUUGUCUUCUUCUGUUGUUGAUCAUGAGAUUGAAGUACAGCUGUCUGAAUGGAAUAAAAAUGCAGACAUGUUAUUUAGUAUUCAUCCUAUGGAUGGGUCACUGUUAGUAUGGCAUGUAGAUUGGCUAGAUGAGUACCAGCCAGGCAUGUUUCGCCAAGUACAGGUAUCGUUUGUUUCGAGGAUUCCUGUGGCCUUCCCUACUGGUGAUGCAAAUUCGCUCUGCAAAAGUGUAGUGAUGUACGCCUGUACAAAGAAUGUGGAUCUUGCUCUUCAACAAGGCAAACAGAAACCAUCUAGCCUUGGGCGUUCCUGCUCGAUGUUAAUCUCUUCAGGCCAUAGUAAAUCAACCAACAGCUUAAAAUUAAGCAUCUUCACCCCAAAUGUGAUGAUGAUUUCCAAACAUGCAGAUGGGUCUCUAAACCAAUGGCUGGUCAGCUUUGCAGAGGAAUCUGCCUUUUCAGUUGUACUCAGUAUUUCCCACAAAUCAAGAUAUUGUGGUCAUCGCUUCCAUCUUAAUGACUUGGCUUGUCAUUCAGUACUUCCAUUGCUACUUACCACCUCUCAUCAUAAUGCAAUAAGGACACCGGCUGUUGACAGCAUAAAAGAGUCGUGUGACCUCUCGCCAUCGAGACUUCAUGAUGCAGGCACAGCAAGCACAUCACAGGAUCUCACUGCUGUUUACAGUGAACUUAUCCUUUGGAGAGUUGAUCCAGUUGGGCCGUUAUCUUUUUCUGGUGGAGUUUCUGAGCUUGCAAGAAUUAAUUCUCUUCAUGUCUCUGCCUUUUCAAAUGUGGCAUGGCUGCCUACCCUUAUACCUAGUUAUUGCCUAGGUGCAUACUGUAAUUCACCAAGUGCUUGCUUUGUUGCAAGUGAUGGACAACAUUUGAGACUGUAUCAAGCUAUAAUAGAUGCCAAAAAACUUCUCUGUGAACUAUCAAAUCCAGGAAUUUCUAAAUACGUUGGUGAAGUUUUUAACAUCAUAAGUCAACAAUCCACAGCUAGACCAGGAUGCAUUGUAGAGUUGAAUUCCAUUACAGAGCUGCGUGGUGGGAAAAUGCAGCUACUUCACGUUUUUCAAGAAGAUUUCAUUUUGAAUAAUCAUGAAAAUAGACUGUCUGAGAAAAACACCAUGCUACCUGACUCUGGAUAUCAGAAAAAUGGGUUUUCUGAAAAGUUCUAUUUAAUAGUAAUUGAACAUACUCAGAACUGUUCAAUGUUACAUAUGUGGAAAUUACAUUUGAAGUCCAUACCAGUGUCAGUAGAUGAAAAAAUAGACUCCAAGGCAUGUGAAACAGAAUCUCAAGAAGAGCUUUACUCUUCUCAAGAUCAAGAGAAGCUCCAGUCUUCCUUUACCCAGAAAUAUCAAGCCUGCAAAGAGAACCUUCAGAGUACCAGCCAACUUACUCUUUCUUCUGAAAUUGUCUAUAGUCAAGAAUUGAAUUUACCAGAAGGAGUAGAGAUCAUAAGCAUCAAACCAUCAGCAGGUCACCUGAGUUCUUCUUCCAUUUAUCCUGUAUGUCGUGCACCUUAUCUUCUGGCAACUUUAUGCUCAGAUGGUAAGGUUAGGUUUUGGAGGUGCAGAUUAGCAGUGGAAUCAGGUGUGACUUCUGUAGCAGAGAGUAUUACGAACAGUGGUAUGUAUAUAUGGGAAGAAUGGCCAUUACUAAUAGAAGAUGGACUUCUUAGCAGUAGUGCUCUUUUUGUGCCAGGCCAUGCUCUGGAAAUCAGCUGUGCACAUACAAAUCGCUUAGCUGUGGCAUAUAAGCGAACACCAACUGUAAACAGUCGUUCAUCUCAAGACUUUUUGGUGACGGUUGGAAUUUUUGAAUGCGAAUCUACAGGAGGCUCUUGUUGGAUCUUGGAACAAACGCUUCACUUAGAUGAGCUAAACCCAACAUUGGACUCUCUGGGUGUUGACAGCAGUUCAGUGAUAGAUGGAAAUGAGAAUUUAAUACCCAGAACAAAUCAUAUGGUUCACUUAGACUGGAUGUCUAGAGAAGACGGCUCGCAUAUCCUAACAGUAGGCAUUGGGGCAAAGCUGUAUAUGUUUGGUCAGCUGUCUGGGAAGAUGCAAGAACAAAGUGGUAAGGAAAUGCUCGUACUGCCUGUGUGGGAAAAUGCUAAAACGUCAUGCUCUUCUAGAUUUAUAUUGCUAAGAUGUGUGGAUUUAGUUUCAUCAGUAGAAGGUUCACCACCUUUACCUGUUUCUUUAUCUUGGGUUCGUGAUGGCAUCCUCGUAGUUGGGAUGGAUUGUGAAAUGCAUGUUUAUUCUCAGUGGCAGCCUCCUACAAAGCAAGAACCAGUUACUCUAGACUCUUACAGUGGGAGUACACCAUCCAUAAUAAGCUUAAUGAAACAAAGUCAGUCAUCUGGUGGUCACCCACCCAAGAGGACAUUGACUAGAUCCAUGACAAGUCUCGCUCAGAAACUUAGUGGGAAACGAACUGUAUAUGAUCUGUCCCUGGAGAUGGAAGAUUCUGGCCUCUUUGAAGCAGCACAUACAUUAUGUCCUACUUUACCUCAGUACCAUCCUCUGCAGCUUUUGGAACUCAUGGAUCUAGGGAAAGUGCGUAGAGCAAAAGCCAUCCUCUCUCAUCUUGUGAAAUGCAUUGCUGGAGAAGUUAUUGCCAUCGACGAUCCUGAGCCUGAAAAGCGGUACCGUUCUCUCUCAAUCUGUGCCAGUGGGAGCAGUACGCGGGACCCCAUGACAUUUAGCAAAUGUGCUAUUACAGACUAUACAGAAAUAGACUCUGUUCCACCACUACCUUUAUAUGCAUUGCUUGCCGCAGAUGAGGAAUGCUCAUAUACAUCCUGUACAGAGAAGGCUAAUAACCAAAGAACCAUAAAGAAGCAAGAGGUGGCAGAUGAAAACUAUGACGAUCUCUUUCAGAAUUCCAGUCUACAUACGGAUGAUCUCACUAUGUUUGAAGUAGAUGAAGAAGAUAAAAAGCCCAAGGUUAUUGAUCUUUCUCAGUACAGUCCAACUUACUUUGGACCGGAGCAUGCUCAGGUUCUUUCGCGGCACUUGCUUCACUCUAGCUUACCCGGUCUCACCAGGAUGGAGCAGAUGUCUUUGAUGGCCUUGGUCGAUACAAUUGCCAUUACCAGUACUGAUAUAGGAGAAAGCAGAGACAAAAGCAAGGGAGGAGAAACACUUGAUGAAUGUGGUUUAAAGUUUCUUUUGGCUGUACGUCUUCACUCUUUUAUGACAACUUCACUGCCACCUGCUCACAGAGCCCAGCUCCUUCACCAAGGCUUAUCUUCUAGUCAUUUUGCCUGGGCCUUUCAUUCAGUAGCAGGAGAAGAACUGCUAAACAUGCUUCCUGCAAUGCAAAAAGGUGAUCCAACAUGGUCAGAGCUCAGAGCUAUGGGUGUAGGAUGGUGGGUUCGAAAUACCCAUAGCUUACGCAGAUGCAUUGAGAAGGUCGCUAAAGCAGCCUUUCAAAGAAACAAUGACCCUUUAGAUGCAGCCAUUUUUUACCUUGCAAUGAAAAAGAAGGCUGUGAUUUGGGGAUUAUACAGAUCUCUAAACGACACUAAGAUGACGCAGUUCUUUGGACACAAUUUUACUGAAGACAGAUGGCGUAAAGCUGCAUUGAAGAAUGCUUUUUCACUGCUAGGCAAGCAACGCUUUGAACAUUCUGCAGCGUUUUUCUUGUUGGCUGGUCACCUAAAAGAUGCCGUUGAGGUCUGCCUAGAGAAACUAAAUGAUAUUCAAUUGGCUCUUAUAAUAGCAAGACUUUAUGAGCCAGAGUUUGAAGUAUCUGGGACUUACAAAUCAAUUCUACAGAAGAGAAUUCUGGGAAGCAGACAUCAUGCUAAAGAGAGUCCAUCAAGCACACAUGCUGAUCCUUUCCUUCGGAGUAUGGCUUAUUGGAUUUUGGAGGAUUAUAGCCAUGCUCUUGAUACUCUUAUAAGCCAACCCAUUUUGGACGAGGAAGAUGAAGGCAAUGUGUCAAGAUGUAACCCUUCAGUGUUCAAUUUUUACAAUUACCUAAGGACACAUCCUCUCUUGUUGAGACGCCAUUUUGGGUCUUCUGAUUUAUCUUCCACGAGGAUUUGUGUAACAGGAGAAAAUGGACUGGCAGAUGAAAUCAAUUUAGGGGAAAGAAGAUUAUUUUUUACAACUGCGUAUGCUCACUUAAAAGCUGGCUGUCCCAUGCUGGCUUUGGAAGUGUUAUCAAAGAUGCCCAAAGUGGUAAAAAGGUCAAAGCCUUUAGGAAGAACACCUAGCUUAAUGGACACUAGUAAAGGCUGCUCACCCUCUUCUCCAGUACCGCUGGAAUCAAAAGAUAACAAACCUCUCAGCAUUGACUGGUCACAACCUAUCGUCAAUGGUCUGGAAUCAUCUUCAGAUGGGUCAUCAGGUAAACAUUCAAAUUCUGCUCUUUCGCUCGACUGGAGUCAACCAAGCACAGUUUUCCAGGAUGAGCCUUUUGAGCUAAAGUGGGACAGUGACAAAGAUGACGAAAGUGAAGAUUCUUGUAUUGUAAUGAAACCUUUGACGAAGGAAGUGAGUGAGAAACCAAAUGAAGUUAGUUCUAGCUAUACAGAAACCUACAGUUCAGGUGCAGAAAAUGAGGUUUUCGCUUCAUCAGAAGACAUCAUUUCUGCGCAGCUGAAAUUUAGGGCAUGUUUGAAGAUCCUUACAGUGGAGCUUCGUACAUUAUCUACUGGCUAUGAAGUAGAUGGUGGAAAAUUAAGAUACCAGCUGUAUCACUGGCUUGAAAGAGAAGUGGUAGCUCUUCAGAAAACCUGUGACUAUAGUGUUGAAGCAGAAGAUGUUCAGCCAGGAAUUAGCCCAGUAAUGGAUGAAGCUUCAUCAAAUGAAAUGACCGAAGAACUAUCAGACACACAGCAAAAUGCGCAGCAGAGAGAAUACCUUCAGAGAAGACAGUGGCUUGUAAAAUAUCAAUCACUUUUGCGAAUGUUUCUAAGUUACUGUAUCCUUCAUGGAUCUCAUGGUGGAGGCUUGGCAUCUGUACGUAUGGAACUGAUUUUACUGCUUCAAGAAUCUCAGCAGGAACUGUUGCUUCAUUUGCCUACUAAUACCGUAUCUGAGCAGAGUUCAAUACCGCUUCUGUUUGCCUGUACUGCAAGUGCCAAAACCGUGGUGGCCAACCCUUUGCUGCAUCUUAGUAACCUGACUCAUGACAUACUACAUGCUAUAGUAAACCUUCAUGCGCCUCCCAAUCCAGAUGUACAAAAUAAUAAGAUCCAUGUAAUGCAUACAUUAGCUGCAUCUCUGUCAGCUUGCAUAUACCAGUCUCUCUGUGGUGGUCACAGCUACAGCUCUUUACAAGCAAACCAAUUCACUGGAACAGUUUACCAAACACUGCUGCUUUCUCACCGGCAUUCCUUAAGGACGGCAAGCUUAGAUGAAACAGUAACUCCCAAUACGGCACCAUCUCAGUGGCCAGGUAUAAUGGCUUUAAUACAGUUAUUAAAUCAUACCGGAGAAGAAGCACAAUCUGGGAUCACAGUUUUGCUCUGUGAAAUUUUGACAGCAGUCUACCUUAGCCUCUUCAUCCACGGUCUAGCCACCCAUUCCAGCAAUGAGCUGUACAGAAUUGUGGCCCACCCUCUUAAUGACAAAAUGUGGUUUGCUGUCUUUGGUGGAGGAGCAAAGAUUCCAAAGAAAGGGCAGGUUCAACAAACAUCAAAGAUGGGUAGGCACUUCUCUAUGCCUAGCCCACACCAGGUAGUAGUAUUCUCCAUGGAAUGUGUGGGGUUUACCAAAUCUCUAACAGCCGUCAGUACUCAUAGUCCUACCAAACCUGCAGCCUCUUCUCCUCUGGAUGAUGGUGAGAAGCAACAGAAGUUUUUUAGAAUGUCAUCAAAAUCCUCUCUAAAAGAGAAUUCACAGACUACUUUACCCUCAAUAGAACAGGAUGCCCCGAAUUACAAAGAGAAAUUUAUUCCUCCUGAACUUAGUAUCUGGGACUACUUCAUAGCAAAGCCAUUUCUUCCAUCAUCGCAAACUAGAAUUGAAUAUGACUCAGAGGAGAGUCAGGAAAGCAGCGAUGAUGAAGGUGAUGAUGAAUUCUCACCAGACUUAAAGAGUCAGGAACAUUCAAAUUCAAAUUCAUAUAGUUGGUCUCUGAUGCGGUUGGCUAUGGUUCAGCUUGUCCUCCAGAAUUUGAAGACUUUCUACCCUAUGGCUGGGCAUGAUCUUUCAGAGCUUCCCGUUAGCUCCCCACUGUGUCAUGCAGUACUAAAGAUACUUCAACGCUGGGAGCAAGUUCUUCUUAGGCGACUUGAGAUGCAUGGCGGCCCACCAGAAAACUUCAUUUCUGUUCAUACUUCUCAAGAUGCAUCCUCUUCAGGCCCUGCACUACUUCGCCACAAAGCCUUGCUAGAGCCAACAAACAGCCCCUUUAAGUCUAAAAGUAAUAAUGCACUAUCUGUGAAGAGACUUUGGCAAUACCUCGUUAAACAAGAAAUGGUCCAGGAAACCUUCAUCAGAAACAUAUUUUCAAAGAAAAGGUGCUUGAAUGAGUCAUUAGAAGACCAAAAUGACCAUAUCAAAAGUACUUCAGUGGAAGAGCCUGGAAUCAAUAAGAUAGAGACUGAUAUGGGCUACCCUGGAAAUAAAGCUAGAAUUAUCCAUAAAGAGUCUGACAUUAUCACUGCUUUUGCUGUCAACAAGGCCAACAGGAAUUGUAUUGCAAUAGCCUCAAGUCAUGAUGUUCAAGAACUAGAUGUUUCUGGAAUUCUUGCUACACAGAUCUACACUUGGGUUGAUGAUGCUGUAGAAGUGGAAGCUAAAGGAGCUGAUGAUUUCUUGGUUAUCCACGCUCGUGAUGACUUGGGAAACAUUCAGGGAACUACUCCUUAUACUCACAGCAAUCCUGGCACUCCAAUCAACAUGCCUUGGCUUGGUAGUACCCAGACUGGCAGAGGUGCUGCUGUGAUGAUCAAGAAGGCUAUCAAUAAUGUUCGAAGAAUGGCUUCCCACCCAACACUACCUUACUAUUUGACAGGUGCCCAGGAUGGCAGUGUGAGAAUUGAGUGGGGCCAUUCUCAACAAAUUACAUGUUUCCGGUCUGGUGGCAACUCCAGGAUUACACGGAUGAGAUUCAAUUAUCAAGGCAAUAAGUUUGGGAUCGUUGAUGGUGAUGGGUUUAUAAGUCUGUAUCAAACAAACUGGAAAACGUCUCUACUUAAUGGAAGCACACCCAAACCAUAUUUGACAUGGCAGUGCCAUAACAAAACAGCCAGUGACUUCGUUUUCAUCAGCUCUUCAUCUUUGAUAGCCACAGCUGGGCAGUCUACUGACAACAGAAAUAUUUGUCUGUGGGAUACUCUGGUUGCACAUUCUAGUAGCUUAGUGCAUGCCUUUACUUGUCAUGAUACUGGAGCAACUGUCUUAGCAUAUGCCCCCAAACACCAGCUAUUAAUAUCAGGUGGCAGAAAAGGCUAUACCUGUCUAAUAGAUCUUCGGCAGAAGCAACAACGACAAUUUUUCCAGAGUCAUGAUUCUCCAAUUAAAGCAAUUGCUGUGGAUCCUACAGAAGAAUAUUUUGUCACAGGAUCUGCUGAAGGAAACAUAAAGGUAUGGAGCCUAUCUAACUUUGGUCUUCUUCACACUUUCAUCAAUGAACAUUCUCGACAGUCUAUUUUCAGAAAUCUUGGGACAGGUGUCAUGCAGAUUGAGACAGGACCAGCAAAUCACAUAUUUUCAUGUGGAGCUGAUGGGACAGUGAAGAUGAGAAUCUUGCCAGAUCGAUUUAGCUCACUCAGUGAAGUAUUGAAAAGUGAUGUGAAAUUCAUGCUCUAGUAUGGUGUUAAUACUGAAAAAUAUUUUAUAAGUGGGUAACAAUUGUAUGUAAAGUAUGUUGACGAUUGUACAGAUAACACCACAAUGACAUUUUUCGAUGUUUAUAUUUAUUUCUUGGAGCUUCAGUCCUCGAUGCACUGAUGCCUUAAAGAUUUAAUAAGUUGCUUCUGGUUUUGCCUAAACCAUAUUAGAUCAUUCAGUAAAUGUUUAAAAUAUGUAUGUUGCUGAGGUUUUUUAUGUAUGUUGCUGUGUUUUUAAUUUGUAGGUGAACGUGGUCUUUUUUCAUUUAUUCUUCUCUAAAGACCCAUACCAUAAGGAAGCCUUAUGAUGUUAGCCUGAUAAAUACAACUAUCUGUUGCCAAAUUCCUCCUCCUAGCUAGCUAUGAGUAUGGGUUGUACUUGUCUAAAAUAAGCACCUCUUGAGAGUUGAGCUACCGCUGCUACCUAAUCCCUGGAAUCCAAGUUGAUCAUUGUUGCAAUUUGAACUCUGUAUACAGAGUAAGAAUUGGAUAGACUUUGUGUUAGAACUUUCCAUGCUUGAACGGCUGCUAUCAGGAUGGCAGUCUUUUCCUUAAACCAAGAGACAUACAGAAUAUAUUUUUAUCGAAGCCCUGUUUAAAAAUAUGCAAAUAUGUGAUUACUCUCUCAUAAAACUGUUUAAGAAUUAUAUUUAAAAAAAUUAAUACAUGAACCUUUAGUGUUGAUGAAAUGAACCAUAGGAAUGUGCUGCAUAGGAUACUGGAUGCGAAUUGUUCUUUUGUAAAACGCUGAGUGUUUCAGGAAAUAGACAAAUAAUGCUAUUUACUCUUUCUGGUGAAUUUGUUUUCAUUUAGCCCAAAGAUGCUGUUUUCUCCCCAGCACUUAGAUCAUAGUGUUUACAUUGUAACUGCCUUUCUGAAGCAAAUUUAGAAAAUACUGCAAAAGAAAAUGACUAAUGCGGGGUAUGAAAUAUACUAUAGAUUUAUAAUGGGGGAAAUCAAUGUAUAUUGAAGUAAGAUUUUCACUUUUCUUUUGCCAAAAUGUAAAAAGUGUACACACUAACUGUUUUGACCAAAAUAUAGAAAUGCACAAAGCCUUCAACGUUUUCUAUGUGCUAAAACAACUAUUCUGGGUUACUCUUUCAUUUUAGAAGUGUAGAAAAGAAAAGUAUGUAAACUAGAUAAGAGAUGUCACUCAAAUGCAAAUAAUAUUUUUGCUAUAAUAUUGGGGGUGGGAACAGUGUCAAUACAAUGCUAAUUGUAAAAAAAAUGGGAAUGGAUGCUGUAAAUAAAACAAAAAUGAAGGGCUUGUAUAAUGAAUUUUGUAAUAUUCUCAGGACACAUACUUUUAACAUUUUAAUUUUAAUAUUUUGUAACAUUUUAUAUGAUUUUAAAUGUCAUUUUUUGCAGAUUUCUGUGCAAGGAGCAGAGGGGUGGUUUCUAAGCACUUAGCCUACAUUUAAAUUUGUGCAAUAACAUAUAUGCUACUAUUGUAGAGAAGAAAUGCACAGCGGCAUUUCAAAGAACUAGCACAGUUGUUUGAUACAUUGAAUUUUAAUAAUUUUUCCUCUGAAAUUCCUGUGAAUCAAUUGAUGUUUUAAGACACAAUGAUCAGGCCAUGGGGUGACUUGGUGACAAUAGCUCUAUCAUGUGCCAUGAAGCAGUCAAAUGACUGGAAGGCAUGCCUUUCAAUACCCUGCUUAUGAAGGAAGGAGCACCAGCAAAUAAGUGCUUGGAGUGGCCUGAAGAGUGACCUAUGUCCCUUGUGGGGCUUCUAUAAAGUCAUCAACGAGGAUGAUACAUGCUAGGGUUCUGGAAAGUUAUGCUUAUGUUGGACAGAAUACCUGCGCAACUAUUUUGGAGCAGAUCAUGAGUUUGAGUGCUGUGACGAUUAUAUUUCAUGUAUGUAUUAAAGCAUUUCCUCUUUAAA
This is a messenger RNA of Lacerta agilis (Sand lizard), 11190 nucleotides long. RefSeq names its product Dmx like 1 (gene DMXL1). Gene Ontology annotation, biological process: vacuolar acidification. The record is from RefSeq and is a predicted model, not a curated record. Gene Ontology annotation, molecular function: protein binding. Lineage: Eukaryota; Metazoa; Chordata; Lepidosauria; Squamata; Lacertidae. Gene Ontology annotation, cellular component: RAVE complex.